AGGCUUAAUACUGGAUUACAAGAAACAGCUUUAAAUCACGGCAAAUUCUCUUGAAAAAUGAGGGCUAUUUAUGGCAUGAUUUAAGAAAGCAUCUAAGUCUUAUUUUCUCAGGGCCAUGCAGUCUGUAAUGCACAAAGGGUUAAAUGCUCUAUCUCCACCUACUUCUCUUUCCCUUUUGCUCUUUUCCUGCCUCUCUGUAGUGCUGUUGCGAUAAACCAUAUAUUGUAGGAUCUGUUUUAUACUGCUUGAAUAGAUUUUAGCUUGAAUAGAUUUUAGCAGAAGUGACUCUCCUAACUCUGGGUACCUAACCAUGUUGGGCUGAAAGAAAAAAAAAACAAACUGGAAACACUGGUUUAAGCAACAAAACCUGUUUGCUGUUCUUUGAAGAUCAAACCUGCUUUCCCUCAUUUUAAUUGCUUUGUACUUCUAUCAGAAGAAAUUUCUACCGCAGGCAAGAGGAAGAUCCAACAGCAGAGGUCCACGAAAAAGAAAAUACUCAGGAGAGAGAUUUGCACAGAACAGGAGAACAAGACACUGACUACUUUGGAUUUGCAUCUCAGUUCCAUGUGGCUGUAUCUGACAGCGUUCAUUAUACUAUGGGCCCUGGUGUGGUUUUUCCGAGACAGACUCACCAUCAGCAAUGUCAAAGACAAGUAUAUCUUCAUCACCGGAUGUGACACUGGCUUUGGGAAUCUGCAUGCAAGGAGGCUUGAUAAGAAGGGCUUUCGUGUCCUGGCAGCCUGCCUGACACAGAAAGGAGCAGAUGACCUACAGCGGAGCAGUUCUUCAAGACUGAAAACUACCAUCCUUGAUGUUUCCAGCUCAGAAAGUAUAAAAAAAGCUGUUACCUGGGUACAGGCUGAGGUUGGAGAGAAUGGUCUCUGGGGACUGGUAAAUAAUGCAGGCCGGGCCAUUCCCAUUGGUCCUACAGAAUGGAUGCAGAUUGAGGACUUUGAAAGAGUACUGGCUGUGAACAUGACUGGCCUAAUUGAGGUUACCCUUAAUUUCCUUCCAGUGGUCAAGAAAGCCAAGGGUCGAAUUGUCAACACAGCUAGUGUGCUUGGGAGGAUUGCUGCAAAUGGUGGGGCAUACUGUCUUUCCAAGGCUGGUGUGGAGUCUUUCUCUGAUAGUUUAAGGAGAGAUGUCCACCAUUUUGGCAUUCGAAUUGCUAUCAUUGAGCCUGGGUUCUUUAAAACAGCUGUGACAAGCCUUGAGCCAAUUGAGAGAGACUUGCAACAGAGAUGGGACAAGCUGGAUGCUGAGACACGAGACAGCUAUGGCCGGAAAUACUUUAACAGCUAUCUGAAAGUUCAGAGAUUCUGCAUGAACCUUCUCUGCAGCACUGACAUAUCUAAAGUUACAGACUGCGUUGAACAUGCACUGACUGCCAGAUAUCCAAGGACUCGUUACAGCCCUGGAUGGGAUGCCAAGUUCCUCUGGAUACCAAUGUCCUAUAUGCCAACCAUUGUGUCUGAUACAGCUCUGGCUCUUCUGUUGCCAAAGCCUACCCACAGCUACUGAUAACAGUGGAUCAGAACAUGUGUGGGCAUUUGGUUCCAG
Messenger RNA from Protopterus annectens (West African lungfish), 1560 nucleotides. RefSeq names its product retinol dehydrogenase 7-like. The transcript has 6 exons. The record is from RefSeq and is a predicted model, not a curated record. The coding region runs from base 565 to 1521 and encodes 318 amino acids. NCBI's taxonomy places the organism in Eukaryota, Metazoa, Chordata, Ceratodontiformes, Protopteridae.